GAGAAGCAAAGAAAGGAGGGGAGAGAUAUGGCGACACUAGCCUCAACCAGAGCGUUUCAUGUCUUUCAUCGUCAUUUUCAGGUGGUGACGCCGAGAUUCCCACGGUCCUUGCUCGAGGCUCCUAAACCCAAGCGGCAUCCUCUUCAUCAACCUCUGCCCUCUCUCUGUCCCUGUGUUCCUCCUCUUACCUCCUCCCCCAAAUCCCUCUCCAUCACUUUCUCUCUUCCUGAUGGCGCUUCUUCCAUUUCAGCGACAAAAGUUGUUGACGUUGAUCUCUCUCUUGCAGUCAAGAAGAAGGCAAUGGAGAUAUCCCCUGUACUGAAAGGGACAUCCAUAUUUCUUAUUUUUCAAUGUAAAGGGAUGAACAGCACCAUUAAAACCAAUGUGGGGAAACUUCUAGCAGAUGCACUACGAUAUUAUCACUUUGACAGUGAUAGUUUGGUUGAGGAAGCUUGCGGUGGUGAAUCUGCUGCCAAGUCUUUAAAAGAGCAAGAUGAGAAGGGAUUUCGUGACUCUGAGACUGAAGUAUUGAAACAGUUAUCAUCCAUGGGUCGGCUGGUGGUUUGUGCUGGAGAUGGUUCAGUUCAGAGCUCAACUAAUCUGGCACUUCUGAGACAUGGAAUUUCAAUAUGGAUUGAUGUACCGAUAGAAAUGGUUGCCAAGAACAUGAUAGAAGAAGGGGUUCAAAUUCCUGUAACAGAAUUAUCUACUGCAGAAUCUUAUUCUGAGACUGGUGAUAACCAGGUGUUUGCUCAGCUAGCUGUGGUGUAUGAAGAAAUGAAAGGUGGAUAUGCAACAGCAGAUGCAUCAGUUUCACUCCAAAAAGUAGCUUCCCAAUUAGGUUACGAUGACUUGGAUGCAGUAACCACUGAAGACAUGGCUAUGGAGGUUCUCAAAGAGAUACAAAGACUGACCAGACUAAAGAAGAUGAUGGAAGAGGCUGCAAGGCCAUUUUAGUUGACAAGCCGAUGUUUCAUUACUUCUGCAGCAGUUCCUUUUGUCCCUGUGGCCCUAUGGGUUAGCCCGCCCCCGGCACCCCCCUCCUUUUUUUUUUCCUCUUUUUCUUUUUGAGUUCACUUUUUACAUCCAGUAUUGUUUGGACCAGAAAUAUGGAAUCAAGUGUUGCCCUGAUAUGUAUAUAAACCUUUUCCACAGGUGGUUGUUGCAAUGGAAAAUUUUCCCGG
This is a messenger RNA of Vitis riparia (riverbank grape), 1184 nucleotides long. RefSeq names its product probable inactive shikimate kinase like 1, chloroplastic. Bases 28 to 957 code for a protein of 309 amino acids. The record is from RefSeq and is a predicted model, not a curated record. The transcript is spliced from 10 exons. NCBI's taxonomy places the organism in Eukaryota, Viridiplantae, Streptophyta, Magnoliopsida, Vitales, Vitaceae. Gene Ontology annotation, cellular component: chloroplast.